Hirsutella rhossiliensis is the source of this 435-nucleotide messenger RNA. RefSeq lists its product as uncharacterized. The record is from RefSeq and is a predicted model, not a curated record. The transcript has 3 exons. Lineage: Eukaryota; Fungi; Ascomycota; Sordariomycetes; Hypocreales; Ophiocordycipitaceae. Bases 1 to 435 code for a protein of 144 amino acids.
AUGGCUACCUGGAGGGAAAAGGACCUGGAAAAGGACCUGGAAAAGGCCGAGAAAGGGUGGGCCAUUGCCAAGAAGUUCUCUCGCGAAAGGUUGGAGCGGGUGAACUCGUGGGACGGCGGGCGGCUUGAGAAGGCGGUCGAGGAACGCUACCUGGUGCUGGAGACGGUGUGCCUCUUCAUCCACGCGAACAUCAAGUGCGGCCAGUACAGGAUUCCGUCCCGGUUUUGGCGGGAGCUGCUUACCGAGCAUGGCAUCGUGGUGUAUCCUUCGGCCAUGACCGAGGACAUUGACGUCCACGGGAUGGGGCUUGAUAUGACCUUUACCGAGGCCUACAGCGGACACAUAGAAAUGUUUGACCGGUGUUCCGAGGCUUCCCAUUCGCCGCCGUGUCCUAUGAAGUACUUCCGAGAACCUCCGCCAGAAUACCAGAAAUGA